Mizuhopecten yessoensis (Yesso scallop) is the source of this 4392-nucleotide messenger RNA. Its product is annotated as nuclear cap-binding protein subunit 1-like. The transcript has 23 exons. Gene Ontology annotation, molecular function: RNA cap binding; protein binding; mRNA binding. NCBI's taxonomy places the organism in Eukaryota, Metazoa, Mollusca, Bivalvia, Pectinida, Pectinidae. Gene Ontology annotation, biological process: nuclear-transcribed mRNA catabolic process, nonsense-mediated decay; mRNA export from nucleus. The record is from RefSeq and is a predicted model, not a curated record. Gene Ontology annotation, cellular component: nucleus; nuclear cap binding complex.
UUCUGCGUCGGCUUUUACUUCCGCUUAAGUUUGAGUCGAUUCUCGUGUGGCGGUUUUGGUGUUAUUCUAUUGAAAACAUCUUCAUUUCGUACAAUUCACGAUGGCAUCGCGUCGGCGUCGAGCAGAAUCGUACAGCGAUGAUGAAGACACGAGCCAUUCCUCCAGGAAAAGGAGAAGGGCCUCAGAUAAUAUAGACAUUGAAGACCGACUGGAAUCACUCAUCACGAGAGUUGGAGAAAAGAGUACGUCAUCGCUUGAAAGCAACUUGGAAGGAUUAUCCAGCGUGUUGGAGGCAGAUUUACCGAAUUACAAAGGCAAAAUCAUACGUAUUCUUUGUGAAUGUGUAACAAGACUGCCUGAGAAAAUGGCGGUGUACUCUACGUUAGUAGGACUCCUUAAUGCGAAGAACUACAACUGUGGAGGGGAGUUUGUUGAACUGUUAGUGAGAAACCUCAAGGAGACAAUGAAGUCUGGGGAGUAUGAGAAUGCUAGACUUAUUGUGCGGUUCCUGUCUGACUUGGUCAACUGUCAUGUUGUGGUGGCUGCGUCUCUACUGGCAAUGUUCGACAACUUUAUAGAGGUCACUCUGGAGGAUAAUAUCCCACAGGUGAGAUCUGACUGGUUCUGUUAUGCUGUGAUGGGUGCGCUACCCUGGGUUGGCAAAGAACUGCAUGAGAAGAGAGAAGCAGAGUUCAGCAAACUACUGAUGAUGAUAGACAAUUAUGUCAGCAAACGACAAAAGAUCCACGUUCCUGCAUUACGGGUCUGGUCAACUGACAUGCCACAUCCACAAGAAGAGUAUAUUGAAUGUCUGUGGGCCCAGAUUAAGAACCUGCGCAACAACAAGUGGGUUGAAAAACAGAUUGUCCGUCCCUACCUUGCUUUUGACGGUAUUUUAUGUGAGGCGCUGCAACACACACUUCCUCAGAUCAUACCCCCCUCUCACAAUGAUGAGCAGGGCUACCCCCUCCCCAGUGUCAUCUUCAGAAUGUUUGACUACACAGAUGUGCCCGAGGGUGUGGUGUUACCUGGGAGUCACUCCAUAGAACGUUACCUGAUAGAGGACCAGCUCAGUAGAACCAUACAUACAUACAGCACGGAGAGGAAGGACUGUGCUGCAACUCUGCUGAGUUUCCCAUCGAAGAACAAGAUUCCGCUGAACUAUAUGAUUGUUGAGGUCCUAUUUAGCCAGCUGCUCCAGUUGCCACGCCCACCAUUCUUGGAAGUUUUCUAUGGAUCUCUGCUUAUAGAGCUGUGUAAGCUACAGCCAGGGUCUAUGCCACAAGUGCUUGCCCAGGCAACAGAAAUGAUAUAUGAACGUCUAGACACCAUGAACACAACAGCAAUGGAGAGGUUUGUGUCCUGGUUUGCGUACCAUCUCAGUAACUUCCAGUUCCGUUGGAGCUGGGAUGACUGGGCUGGUUGCCUGGAAGCAGACCAUGAACUCCCCAAGGCCAAGUUUAUAAGCGAGGCCAUGCACAAGGCCUUGCGACUUGCAUACCAUCAGAGAAUAACAGAGACUGUUCCAGAGGUGUUUAUGCCCCUCAUGCCCCUUAAACCUGAGUCAGAAUUUAAGUAUGAGAAGGAAGGGUCUGGGGCAUUACCAGGGACAAUGACCGCCCACCAGCUCAUCCAGGCUAUCAAGGGACGCUGCACCCCUGAGGAGGCCAUGGUGCUACUCAAGGACCUACCUAACCCCCUUAGUGACGAGGAGAGUGACCCAACAUAUCACCCUCUGAGGAUUGAUGUCUUCGUCUCCGUCCUUCUCCAUCUUGGCUCGAAAUCAUUUAGCCAUUCCUUUGCAGCUAUAGCCAAAUUCCACAACCUACUGAAGAUGUUGGCAGACACUGAAGAGGGACAGAUCUGGCUGUUACGCACUAUGUACGAGGUCUGGUGGUCACACCACCAGAUGAUGGUAGUACUUGUGGACAAGCUCCUGAAGACACAGAGUGUAGAGCCAUCCUCUGUUUAAGGAUAUACUGAGUCGGAAUGUCAGGAAAUAUUUUGACUUUUCAGGUUCUAUGUUUGGGAGAUGAUGCACAGUACAAUACGCAAGAUGAGUAAACAUGUCGACAAGUUACAGAAGGAUGUGGAGGAGGCGAAGGACAAACUGGAGGCUAACAAACGCAAGCGGGCAGAUGGGCUAGACUUUGAGGAAGACUACAACGAUGAUGAGGUGCCGUCGGAUGAGAUGAUAGAGAGAAUGGAGGAAAGGAUGGAAACGGCUCAGAACCAACAGAAACGACUUUUCCUCAUCAUAUUUCAGCGGUUCAUUAUGAUCUUGACGGACCACCUGGCAAAGUGCGAGGGUAGCGGAGUGGACUACAACACACCCUGGUAUAAAUGGGUCAUAGAGAGGUUACAACAAAUAUUCCUCCUGCACCACGAGCUUGUAUACAGAUACAUCAGUACACUGGAGAGCCUACUAUUUACUAGUGACAUUGACUUUCACAUCCUGGAGAUAUUCCAGCAGUUCUGUGCUCUUCGGUCCUGAGAUCUCCUAUAUGUGCAUUAAAGACAUCUAGAAUCAUUGGUAUUUCAUCACAGAAAGAGAACCAAAUAGGACACAUGGAUAUUCUCAAACAUUUCUAAAGCAAAUGCUGGAAAUUGGAAGAUUCUGAGGGGAAAACACUAUGAACUUCCCUUUUUCCUUGAAGAAAUGUUCAAAAUAUUUUGAGAAUGUCACUUCAAGACAAAAUCAGCAUCUUGAAGAAAUUAUUGGGAGUAUUUUUCGAAUAAGAUCCAUCAAUAAUGACAUUGUUAUCAUUGAUAACAAAUGUGGGUUUUUGUUCUUCAGUCAUGUUUUUGUCACAGUAGAAUUGGGGUUCCACUGUGAGUGAUACAAAAACUACAUUAAUAACAUACAUGUAUUUAGAUAAAAGCCAUUUUACAUAAUCCAGUUUCAUUGUCAUUUUGUCAGCUCUGAUGCAAUGUUUUAUUUUAUCAGGGGAGAUAAGUUAAAUUGCAUUGCAAGCAAACAAAUAGGAAUGGUCUAGGACUCAAAAUCUGCCUUUUCAUCCAGUAGAUGAAUCAAACUGUUCAAAAUCCACCAAACCGUUGUAGUACUAGGAGUUUGAUAAGUUCAAUGGUCAACACAUUUAACAUUUGGUAAGCCCUGAAAAAACAUUUUUAUAUGUUUUCUGAUACCGGUGUUCUUUUUCAAAUAAGAUUUGUAAAAGUACCUAGACCUGCCAGGAACUCAUCAGAUCUGCAUUUUGAUUUGCUUGUUUUCCUUUGAUUAAUUCUGAAUUUAAUAUGAUAAUUUUGUGUUAAAUAUUCGUCUUCUUCGGUGUCAAAACCUGUGUGUAGGAAAAUCAUAUAGUUGACUUUAACAAUGCAGUGUUUUAUUUUAUAUUUUAUCAUAAAUUUCAAUUCUGUCCGACAGAAAUUUCUGCAAAGCAGCAUUUCCUGUACAUGAACUGGAGUUAAUUUCUCACCAACAGAUCAACUGAAAUAAAAAGUUUUGCACUAGAUAUUAAAUUGUAUUAAAAACACUUUGUAAAUUAAAGAUUGUAGGUUAUCCAAUGAAUUGACAGUUACAUGGUUGUACAGGUGCUUGUAUAGGUGUUAAAUGCCAUCUCUAUGGAUUCGUGUCAAAUUUAACUUAUAUAGAACAAUUUUUAACCAACAACAUGUGUAACCCAACUUUAAGACUUAGAAUAAUACUCAACAUAAACAAUAUAACUUCCUGUAGGGAAACAAUCUUCUUCUGGUUAAUAUUAAAUAAACAAUAAAGGAAACCAACAAAUCACAGGCAGCUAGCUGUUUCAAUAUUUUCUUAAAAGUGCAUGUUUUUCAUUAGCCUACAAAUCCUCACAAUCCUGAUUCAGGGGCUUUUUUUCUCUGGGGAGGAGGGGACAUUUGUUACCAAAUUGAUAACUUGAGGUAUGGGUGAAAGAAUCAUGACAGUUGUGUCAUAGGUUAUUUUGAUCAUAAGUGAGCCAUGCCAGUUGUAUAGAUAAACAAGUAUCCAGUGUUGCUUUGCAGUAGUGACCACAGAAAGAUGGCAAAGGAGAGCAAUGAAUAAUUAUAUAUUUCAUAAAGAAGUGUAUUCAAAACUUAAAAUCCAAUUCAUAAAUACAGGUUCAUUGAAAAAAUAUUUUACCAGCUAAAUUUGCACAUCUCUAACCCAAAACCAUUUUUUUUGGUAUAGACUUUCACUGGAACACUCUUUGAAUUCAUUACUUUAGAAAUGUUCAAUUUCAAGAAGGUAAAAGCCAUUUGAACAGUAUUUUUUUCAAGGUAUUUGUCUUGUAUAUUAAAGUCAUUUCAUUAUUCUAUCUGUUCUGUUUUCCAUCGAGUGUGCCAUGCGGUGGUGCGGUCAUCAGUGUGUGUCCUGUAAUGAUGUAUACAAUGAAUUAUUAAUAAAACCUCAUCAAUUACAGUAAUGGA